AUGAAAACUGAAUUCAUCAUUGAUUUGGCACACAAGAAUCCCAUCCUGGAGAAAUUCAAGAAGGCUCUUGAGGAGAAUGGAGGAGAAAUGCCAGAUUCGUUGGUGGGCAACCUCCUUCGAAUCAUUCAACACAUGGAGUCCAAAACUGGAGGGAAGGAGAACAAAGGAGUGGUCACUGUUUCUCCUUCAUCUGCAAAGCAAAAAUCUGAACUGCUACCCUUUUUGGCUAUUCCAAACAACCCUUCCAUUCGCACCAUGUUGGAAGAUGAGGUCAAGAAAGAGGAACAAGAUAAGAAAACUGUUGAUGAUGCCAUGGCUGCAUUGGAGGCCCUGGCUCCCUCUAAGGCUGCUGCCCCUGAGGAAAGGAGUCGUUCAAGGAGUCGGAGCAGAAGCCGUAGCCACAGACAUAGCCAAAGUCGAGACAAAGAGCAUUGGAAGAAUAGAGGCACUGAGAGAGAAAAAGAGCACAAGGGGGGCAUCAAGGAUGUUUUUGUUCAACAUGUACCUGACUCUGAGCCACAAGUUAGCAAGAUAUAUGAUGGGAAGGUAACAAGUGUGAUGACAUUUGGAUGCUUUGUCCAACUGGAAGGCAUGAGAAGACGUCGUUGGGAGGGUUUGGUGCAUAUUUCCCAGUUGCGACGUGAGGGCCGUGUUCAGAAUGUCUCAGAUGUUGUUGUCAGAGGGCAGAGGGUCAAGGUUAAAGUGCUGUCUUUUACUGGUGAGAAGAUCUCCUUGUCAAUGAAGGAAGUGGACCAGAAUACAGGAGAGGAUCUCAAUCCAAGUUCUAGUGUUCCUGGCUCUCGGAUGAAUCAGGAUGAAGUUAUUGCCAAUUCAAGAAAUCCUGACCGUCCCAUUUCAAUGCUAGAACACCUGCAUAAGCCUGGGAAAGACGAAGAAGACAAUGGCACCCGUCGACGUGUCCAUCGCAUCUCUUCCCCUGAGAAGUGGGAACUCAAGCAGAUGAUGGCAGGGAAUUGCAUUCCAAAAACAGAGCUGCCAGACUUUGAUGAGGAGACAGGACUCCUGCCUCGAGAGGAGGAGGAUGAAGAAGAUGUGGAGAUUGAACUGGUGGAGGAUGAACCUCCAUUCCUAAAGGGUCAUGGAAGAACUCUUCAAGAUCUCUCCCCUGUUCGAAUCAUGAAAAAUCCUGAUGGUUCCCUUGCUCAGGCUGCAGUUGCUGCAGGCCAACAGACUCAAAGAGGUGCAUCUCUUAUGAAACCACUGUAUCAAAUUCUGUCAACAAUAUUCUACAUUGGUGCCAUUGCUUAUGGGUGUCAUCAUUUUUAUAAGGCAGCUAUGAUGCAGACUGCUCUGUCUAAGGAACGUCGUGAGCAAAAGAUGCAACAAAGAGAACAGGAGAUGGACUCCAUUCCAUCAGGCCUCAAUAUGCAUUGGAUUGAUCCUUUGCCUGAUGCGGAGGGCAGGACUAUAGCUGCAAACAUGCGAGGCAUUGGAGUGAUGAAUCAAGACCUACCAGAAUGGAAGAAACAUGUGACCGGGGGAAGCCGUGGGUCUUAUGGCCAAAAGUCAAAUCUUUCCCUAUUAGAGCAGCGUAUGAGUCUCCCUAUCUACAAAUUGAAGGAUGAGCUGGUGAAGGGUGUAGUAGACAAUAAGAUUCUCAUUGUCAUUGGUGAGACGGGCAGUGGGAAAACAACUCAGAUAACACAAUAUCUGGCUGAGUAUGGAUUUACUACCAGAGGCAUGAUUGGAUGCACGCAACCACGACGAGUUGCUGCCAUGUCUGUAGCUAAGCGAGUGGCAGAAGAAUUUGGCUGUCGCCUUGGUCAGGAAGUUGGCUACACCAUUCGAUUUGAGGACUGCACCAGUUCUGACACAGUCAUCAAGUACAUGACAGAUGGUAUGCUGUUGAGGGAAUGCCUUAUUGAUCCAGAUCUGAAAAGCUACUCCGUUAUCAUGUUGGACGAAGCACAUGAACGUACUAUCCAUACUGAUGUCCUCUUUGGGCUUUUGAAGCAGGCUAUUAUGAAGCGGCCUGAACUCAAGCUGAUAGUGACUUCAGCUACCCUGGAUGCUGUCAAGUUUUCUCAGUAUUUCUUUGAGGCUCCCAUCUUCACCAUUCCAGGGAGAGUCUUUCCUGUAGAAAUAUUGUACACCAAGGAGCCUGAGACAGAUUACUUAGAUGCUUCACUCAUCACUGUCAUGCAGAUUCACCUCAGUGAACCUCCAGGGGAUAUCUUGCUGUUCUUGACUGGACAAGAAGAGAUUGACACAGCUUGUGAGAUCCUCUAUGAACGAAUGAAGGCUCUUGGCCCCAAGGUUCCUGAGCUCAUCAUCCUUCCUGUGUAUUCUGCCCUCCCAUCUGAAAUGCAGACCCGCAUUUUUGAACCUGCCCCUCCAGGGUCCCGUAAGGUGGUGAUAGCAACAAACAUUGCUGAAACAUCUCUGACCAUUGAUGGGAUAUAUUAUGUUGUGGACCCAGGAUUUGUUAAACAAAAAGUGUACAAUUCCAAGACUGGCAUGGACUCUUUGGUUGUCACUCCCAUCUCUCAAGCUCAAGCUAAGCAGCGUGCAGGGCGUGGUGGUCGGACAGGACCAGGAAAGUGUUAUCGCUUGUACACUGAAAGGGCAUAUCGAGAUGAAAUGCUUACUACUCCUGUCCCUGAGAUCCAGCGCACAAACCUUGCUGCCACUGUGCUUCAGUUGAAAGCAAUGGGCAUCAAUGAUCUGUUGCAUUUUGAGUUUAUGGAUCCUCCACCAGCUGAAUCUCUUGUCAUGGCACUUGAGCAGCUUCAUUCUCUGUCUGCCCUUGAUGAUGAAGGACUCCUUACUCGCCUAGGCCGACGGAUGGCUGAGUUCCCUCUGGAGCCCAACUUGGCUAAAGUUCUCAUCAUGUCAGUCCAUCUCCAGUGUUCAGAUGAGCUUCUCACCAUUGUCUCCAUGCUUAGUGUCCAGAAUGACAAGCAGGCUCUAGCUGAUCAGAAGAAAGCCAAGUUCAACCAACCUGAAGGAGACCACCUCACAUUGCUGGCUGUUUACAACUCGUGGAAAAACAAUAAGUUCUCGCAUGCCUGGUGCUAUGAGAACUUUGUACAGAUUCGCACCCUGAAGCGGGCCCAAGAUGUACGCAAGCAGCUUCUUGGCAUAAUGGACAGGCACAAAUUGGAUGUAGUGUCUUGUGGGAAAAACACAGCAAGAGUCCAAAAGGCCAUUUGUUCUGGAUUUUUCCGAAAUGCAGCAAAGAAGGAUCCUCAGGAAGGAUAUCGCACCCUGGUUGACAGCCAGAGUGUUUAUAUCCAUCCCUCCAGUGCUCUCUUCAACAGGCAGCCCGAAUGGGUGGUGUAUCAUGAAUUGGUGCUGACCACUAAGGAAUACAUGAGAGAGGUGACAACCAUUGAUCCGAAGUGGCUGGUUCAUUUUGCGGGAGUGGAUUUUGAGAAUGUCCAGUCUAGCUUCCUCAUUGGGUGGUGGGAAUUCAAUCUUCCUAUCUAUACGACCAGGUCGAAGGAGAGCCUGGUCCAAGAUGUCAAUUCGGCAACAGAUGAGAACAACACUGGUGAAAAUUGGGCUGUCAUCAUGGAUAUUUGUGACCGUGUGUUGGCUUCUAGCACUGGCCCAAAGGACUGCAUGAAGUCCAUCGUCAACCGAUUGAAUCACAGUGUCCCUAAUGUUAUAAUGCAGUCAUUGACUCUCUUGGAUGCUUGCGUUUCAAACUGUGGGAAAUCAUUUCACCUAGAAGUAGCGUCACGUGGCUUUGAGAAUGAACUAAAGCGGCUCAUUGAAAAGGCACAUCCCCGUGUUGUAGAAAAGGUUGCCACUCUUGUCAAAAAGUGGUCAGAAGCAGAAUUCAAGGACGAUCCCCAGCUCUCUUUGAUUCCUUCCUUUUAUCAAAAAAUGAGGAGGGACAUGAAAGAAAGAGGUUUGGAUUUUCCAGGAGAAGAAAAAUCCAAGCCGGCUACUCCUGCCCUUACCCUUGACAAGCAUCCAGUUGCUGUUUCCACUCAGAAGGAAGAGGAGGAUAUUGCCAAGGCAAUUGAGUUGUCCUUGAAGGAGACAAAGAGUUCCCCAAGGACAACUAGUCUCUAUCCAUCUACAUCAUCUAGUCCACCACCAGUGAAGGAACCUAGAAAAGUCAGAGCCCUGUAUGACUUUGAGGCAGCUGAGGACAAUGAGCUCACAUUCUACACAGGAGAGAUAGUGCAUGUUCUGGAGGAUUCUGACCCAAAUUGGUGGAAGGGGAGAAAUCAAAGAGGAGAGGGACUCUUCCCUGCUAAUUUUGUUACUGCUGACCUCACCAUUGAUACAGGGAAUAAGGAAGGACGAGAAGGGAAGCGGGUGUCUUUCAGUGAGGAAGUGGAGGUGGUAGAGGAUUCCUUGGAGGAAGGGAGCAGAGAUGGUGCUUCUGCAAAGGAAGUCACAGAGAUAGAAGAUGAGAAAAUAGAAAAGGUCCUGAGCAUGUUGCAUGAAGCAGACCCUACAGGAGAACGUACAGAUGACCCUCAACUUCCGCAGAUGGAAGAAGAAAGCUAUGCAAUGGGUCCCCUCAUUGACCAAGAGCUGGAGCACAUUGAUCGCAAGCAUGCUGUCUUGUCCAAGCUCAAUUCUGAGCUCAUGGACUCACUAAACCUAUAUCACAAUCUGAUGCGUGCACCUAUCCCAACAUAUUCAGCAAGGACUGUGUCUGGGACAGGAGUGACCCCUAUGUUCUCAACAUCUGGCCCCUCCCAAUAUGCUUCAUUCCCAAUGCCUCAACCCAAUCCCCAGCCACUUUUCCAACAUCCUACACCUUCAUUCUAUCUGGAAUCAGGAGCACAGCCCCAUCCAGGCAUUCCUUAUCCUGUCAUGAACAACCCUGGCAUGACCAUGCCUCAUUCCAGUGUAUCCUCAGCUCCUGGAGUCAUUCCCCAUCCUCAUGUCAUGCCAGCUCCUCAUUUUGUCCCUCAGAUGAUGCCUCCUGUGGAGUUUGCCAAUGCCGGAUACCAUUCAUCUUUCUGUGCUGUCGGUCAGUCGACUCCCCUCCCUGAUUUUCUUGACGAGUUGUGCAUGGUGUAUAUCCAGUUGGAAGCGUGA
Messenger RNA from Darwinula stevensoni, 5028 nucleotides. The record is from the annotation of a GenBank genome assembly. Lineage: Eukaryota; Metazoa; Arthropoda; Ostracoda; Podocopida; Darwinulidae.